This is a messenger RNA of Lactuca saligna, 1272 nucleotides long. The record is from the annotation of a GenBank genome assembly. NCBI's taxonomy places the organism in Eukaryota, Viridiplantae, Streptophyta, Magnoliopsida, Asterales, Asteraceae.
AUGGGUGAGCCGCUGAGAUCAAACGUUCUGGAUUUUUUCCGGUGUAAUCUCGUAAGCUCCGGUGAGGCUCAAACCAGUAGCACCGAAAGACAUGGGUUUAAACUCAGUUGGUUAUCUUCCAUUCGUUCAUUCCAGACAACGAUUCCAGCGAGUAGACAAGCUUCGUAUUGCUUAGACGAGAUGUUAGAAGGUGUUGGGUUGAAUGAGGGUUGUUCAGAAGGGCUGCAACCACCAUUUCUGGUCCAUUAUCAAGCUGUGUGGGUGAAUCAGAAUGGUGUCGCCGGAGAAGAUGAUAUCGUUAUAUCAUCAAACCCUAACGCAGCCAUUUCAGAUUCAAGAAAUUAUCUUGGGCAUGGAAGAUCUCUAAUGUUUGACGAUUUGAGUGGCGAAAAAUCAACAAAUGAAAUCUUGAAUGGCAACAAAUCAACAGACAAAAACAUGGACAAUUUCAUUGAACAGUUAAGCGUUAAUAGAGAUGAAAUACAGUAUGAAGAUGAUUUAGACUAUUGUCCCAGUGGAGCAAGUUAUUAUAGUCAUCUUAGUUUUGAUAAUGAAUAUAAGCCCAUGACGGAUGAUGAUGAGGCUGACUCAUUUAGCAAGAGCAGUUUAAGCAUGAAGAAAAGUGACCCGACACGAUUUUCAGAAAGGUGUCAAAAAAUAGAUUAUGCAUGGAGAAUUCAUGCUUCUAUCAUGCAAGAUGGAAUUACAUUUGAAGUUAAGAAAAUGGUGGAAGGACAUACAUUGACAAGAAAUGAUUCAAAAGGAAAGUUCACUGGUGUACUAGCUGCUGCAACGGGUAUCGACAGUAACAAUUCCAUCUUUCCAAUAACUUAUUAUGUGCUUGAAUCAGAGAGUACACAAUCAUGGACAUGGUUUCUUGAAUCACUUAAAAAAAGCAAUCUCGUUUCCAGAUGGUCUUGUGAUCUCAUGAGACAUGCCAAAAGGGUUAGAAAUGUGCUUGAUCUACUUGAUGCAAUUAGAGAAAAUCUUAUGAAAUGGUUUGACAAAAAGAGGGUGUUAGUGAAAAGAUGGAAUGGCGUAUUGCUUCCUAAUGCUAAGAUUCGUCUCAACUACAUCUCUAAGUAUGUGGAUGUGGUGACAAUCAAGUUGAGGCACAAGUGUCCGCGAUGUGGUGAGUAUGGACACCGUGAAAAGAGUUGCAAAAAUCCCACAUCUCAAAGUUUCGAUCCAAGUGAAACAUCCAUGAGUACAAGGAAACGUGAAAAGAAAACAAAAUUUGGCGGUAGCUUGGGUGUUUCAGGGUCCAUGUGA